AUGGGCGAACCCCUCAAAUGGGAUGGAUUUGUUUCACGAAGUUCUCUUCAUGAUCCUUUUACCGACUCUGCUGCAGGAAUCCGUUCAUCUCUGAUUUCUAAUCAAUCGCGGCCUGUCUCAACCGUAUCAUCCUAUCACGAUGCCAUUUCGACCCAUACUCCACAAAUUACAGGACAGACACAGGGUUAUACGGCCUCACAGCUCCCUUCUGUGACACCCAACAGACAAUAUCAACCACUCAGAAACUCUACAGUCGCGGGUUCGCCUCUGGAUCACUUCCGCCGCGAUAGUGAAGCGUUGCUCAGUUCUGGAUCUCAUCAGCGUGGGUCUUGGGUCAACCUUUCACGCUCAAGGUCGCCCACUCCUCGUCGAGACAAGCGCGAUGAAGACGAGGUGGACGAGAAGUUAGACUCCGAAGGCGAAUCAGAAGAUGGCGAUGAGCUCGACGAUCUCCCCACACAAACUGUCCAAGCUCGCCUACCCACCUCCACCUCCACUGCCCUCCCUGCCGCCGACGGUGAAAAGACCCCUUCGUCCUCCGUCUUCACACAGAGCACUGCUAGCGCUCUGGUCGAGACGAGACACUUCGGCCCCGCGCCCACAGGACGGGUUCUCCGCCGCCACAAAACCAAGAAGCGCGUCUCACUCACGAACGGGAACUUGGUCGUCGAUAUACCCGUGCCUCCGAACUUGGUGCUUCCGAGGAAGGGCGAUCUGGAGGUGAUGAAGAUGAGGUAUACGGCGGUGACGUGCGAUCCGGACGAGUUUGAGAAGAAUGGGUUCUUUUUGAGGCAGAACGAGGCUGGGAGGAAGACGGAGUUAUUUAUUUGUGUCACAAUGUUUAACGAAGAUGAGAUAUUAUUUUGUCGGACGCUAUAUGGCGUUAUGCAGAACAUCGCCCACUUGUGCUCUAGAAAGAACUCCCAGACCUGGGGCAACGAAGCUUGGAAGAAGGUCGUAGUCUGCAUCGUCGCCGAUGGACGCAAAAAGGUGCAUCCUCGCGUCCUCGAUUGCCUCACCCUCCUCGGUGUCUACCAACCAGGUGGCCACAUGAAGAAUAUGAUCAACAACAAACCAGUCACCGCACACGUCUUCGAGUACACCACGUCUUUCGCGCUCGACCCGAACCUCCACUUCCGCUACCCUGAUAAGGGAAUCGUCCCGACCCAGAUUAUAUUUUGUAUGAAAGAGAAGAAUCAGAAGAAGAUUAAUAGCCACAGGUGGUUUUUCAAUGCGUUUGGAUCGAUGCUACAGCCCAAUGUGUGCGUGCUCCUGGAUGUGGGCACGCGGCCCAAACGCAAGUCGAUCUAUCACCUCUGGAAGGCGUUCGAUUUGAACUCGAAUGUGGCGGGUGCGUGUGGCGAGAUCGCGGCGUAUAAGGGCAAGAAUUGGUCCGCUUUGCUCAACCCUCUAGUCGCUGCUCAGAACUUCGAGUACAAGAUCAGUUGCAUCCUCGACAAGCCCACGGAGAGUUUGUUUGGUUAUAUUAGCGUUUUGCCUGGAGCGUUUUCUGCAUAUAGAUAUAUUGCACUGCAGAACAACAGCACUGGCCAAGGACCGCUAGCUUCGUACUUCAAAGGAGAGGUGCUUCAUGGACGCGACACGGAUAUCUUCACUUCGAAUAUGUAUCUGGCCGAAGACCGUAUCCUUUGCUUCGAACUCGUCGCGAAAGCCAACUCGAACUGGGUCCUCCGCUACGUCAAGAGCGCUGUCAGUGAAACCGACGUGCCCGACGCUCUCCCUGAAUUCAUCUCGCAACGACGACGCUGGCUCAACGGGUCCUUCUUUGCCGCGACCUAUGCCAUUGCUCACGUCGGGCAGAUGUUGCGCUCGGGACACAGUUUCUGGAGGAAGUUUGCAUUGUUAAUACAGGUUGGGUAUAAUGUUCUGAAUCUGAUCUCGUCGUGGUUCGCGAUUGGCAACUUUUAUCUGUUCUUUGUGAUUCUGACAUCGUCGCUGGAGGCAUCGACAUUCAACCUGAAUGGCAUCGCGAGGUUCAAUUCCAUCGUCCAAUACAUCAUGGGCUCCAUCGUCAUUGCCUGCUUCCUUUUCUCCAUGGGAAACAAGCCGCGCUCGGCUGCAUGGAAGUACAAGCUCGUUUCUAUAUUCCUCGCCGUGCUCAUGGUCUAUCUUCUCGCCGCUGCCGUAUUGUGCGCUAUCGCUGCCUCGAGAAAUGGCGACAAAGCAUAUACCGUCAUGUGGUUUUCUCUGAUCAUCACGUAUGGAGUAUAUAUCUUUUCGAGCUUCCUAGCUUUCGAUCCUUGGCAUAUGUUCACGAGUUUUGUGCCGUAUAUGCUUCUUUCGCCAACAUAUGUCAAUGUCCUCAAUAUCUAUGCAUUCUCCAACCUCGAUGACAUCUCUUGGGGUACUAAAGAAGAUAACGUCCCCGACACUGACCUCGGCGCCGUCAUCCAAGAUGCUCAAUCUAAGGUCGACGUCGAAUUCUUUGCCGAAGCCGCCGACGCCAACGCGCUCUACGAAGAGUCUAUUCAAAACCUGAAAAACCGGACUCCUGUGAACAAGGGCAAUAAUAAAGCUGGGAUGACUACGGCGGAGAAAGAGCAGGCGGCGAAAGAGUAUUAUGCGGGUGUGAGAACGAACGUGUUAUUGGCUUGGGUACUGUCGAAUGCACUCUUGCUUGUCGGGAUCUUGGGUGGGAGUCAGUCCACGGAUACUUUCUCUGGGGGUACCCUCACCGCGGCCAAAGCCUACCUCACGUUUGUCCUCUGCUUCGUCGCGCUGACCAGCAUUAUCCGCUUGUCCGGAUCGACGAUGUAUCUCCUUGCCCGCGUCUUCACUGGCUGA
Molecule: messenger RNA, 2805 nt
Organism: Stereum hirsutum FP-91666 SS1
Lineage: Eukaryota; Fungi; Basidiomycota; Agaricomycetes; Russulales; Stereaceae
Exons: 18
Coding region: 1-2805 (934 amino acids)
Cellular component (GO): cell septum; cell periphery
Molecular function (GO): chitin synthase activity
Source: RefSeq, a predicted model, not a curated record